Brachypodium distachyon (stiff brome) is the source of this 2126-nucleotide messenger RNA. Its product is annotated as aspartic proteinase PCS1. Bases 285 to 1643 code for a protein of 452 amino acids. The transcript has a single exon. Lineage: Eukaryota; Viridiplantae; Streptophyta; Magnoliopsida; Poales; Poaceae. Gene Ontology annotation, molecular function: aspartic-type endopeptidase activity. The record is from RefSeq and is a predicted model, not a curated record. Gene Ontology annotation, biological process: proteolysis.
GUUGCAGAGCCCACUGCCCACACGGAGUAAAGAAGAGAGCUGACUGCCAAACACAUGGCACAUGUUGCUCACUUGCUUGUGAUGAAGGAGACGCCAGAAAGCAGAGGAGAUGUUGAAGACCACGCUCUCAGUUGACACGGCUUGACAGUUGGCUUUGGUCACUUUGCUUCCAUUGCUGACCUGACCUGCGCAGAGCGAUCGAGCAGACGCCGCCGAGUUUACAAACACGGCAUAAUUAAACCGCCGCGCGGAUAGAAAAGUAGAAACUGCGCGCCGACGCCGCGAUGGAGCCGUUUCUUGUUCUCCUCUGCCUCUUGGUGGCGAGAGCAGAGACCGAAGCAGCGAGCUAUCACGGCACUGGCGGCGGCAGAGUAGGGAGGGCCGCCGGGGGAGCGGUUCUCCUUCCGCUCAGGCUACAGGCGGCGUCGCCCCCGCCGGCGAACCGGCUGCGGUUCCGGCACAACGUGAGCCUGACGGUGCCGGUGGCCGUGGGCACGCCGCCGCAGAACGUGACGAUGGUGCUCGACACCGGCAGCGAGCUCUCCUGGCUGCUCUGCAACGGGAGCCGCCAUGACGCGCCGUUCGACGCGUCGGCCUCGUCUUCGUACGCGCCCGUCCCUUGCUCGUCGCCGGCCUGCACGUGGCUCGGGCGCGACCUGCCCGUGCGCCCCUUCUGCGACUCCAGCGCCUGCCGCGUCUCCCUCUCCUACGCCGACGCCUCCUCCGCCGACGGCCUCCUCGCCGCCGACACCUUCCUCCUAGGCAGCAGCCCAAUGCCCGCCCUCUUCGGCUGCAUCACCUCCUACUCCUCCUCCACUGAUCCCUCGGAGACGCCACCCACCGGCCUCCUCGGCAUGAACCGCGGCGGCCUCUCCUUCGUGACGCAGACGGCCACCCGCCGCUUCGCCUACUGCAUCGCGGCCGGCCAAGGCCCCGGCAUCCUCCUCCUCGGCGGCAACGACACCGAAACCCCCCUAACAAGCCCCCCGCAGCAGCAGCUGAACUACACGCCGCUGGUCGAGAUCUCCCAGCCGCUGCCCUACUUCGACCGGGCGGCCUACACCGUGCAGCUGGAAGGCAUCCGCGUGGGCUCGGCCCUGCUCGCGAUCCCCAAACACCUCCUCACGCCGGACCACACGGGGGCAGGGCAGACCAUGGUGGACUCCGGCACGCGCUUCACCUUCCUCCUGCCCGACGCCUACGCGGCGCUCAAGGCCGAGUUCGCGAACCAGCUGACGCGCUCGCUCGACGGCGGGCUCGCGCCGCUCGGCGAGCCGGGGUUCGUGUUCCAGGGCGCGUUCGACGCGUGCUUCCGCGGCACGGAGGCCCGGGUGUCGGCGGCGGCGGCGGGCGGGCUGCUGCCCGAGGUGGGCCUGGUCCUCCGCGGGGCCGAGGUGGUGGUGGCCGGGGCGGAGAAGCUCCUGUACAGGGUGCCCGGCGAGCGGCGCGGGGAGGGGGAGGGCGUGUGGUGCCUGACGUUCGGGAGCUCGGACAUGGCUGGCGUGUCGGCGUACGUGAUCGGGCACCACCACCAGCAGGACGUGUGGGUGGAGUACGACCUCCGGAACGCCCGCCUCGGCUUCGCGGCCGCGCGCUGCGCCGACCUCGCCAUCCAGCGCCUCGGCCUCGGCGCGCACGUGUAGGCGCGUCUCUGUUCCCCCCACGCACGCACCAGUGUAGCAAAGCAAAGUAGCAGGGCGAGAAUCGUUAGCAGAGAGCAAAGUAGGAGAUGGCUCCCUGCGAUGUGCGAUCACCUGCUGCUGUGGUCAGCUGGUUACUUUUUUUUUUUUAGGUCAGGUCAACUGGUUACUUGUUCGUGCUGUAUUAUGCCGUGCGGACAAGUAUACGAGCUAAUGUCAAAAUUAGUGGCAGUUUAUUAGUUAUUGAUCCCGGCCUUGUUGGAACAACUAGUUUUGUAUUUUACUGUAAAGGGGAAAAUGGUCUGGUUACUUUUUUUUUUAGAACACUGGUCUGGUUACUUGUUCAUGCUGUAUUAUGCCGUGCAGACAAGUAUACGAGCUAAUGACAAAAUUAGUGACAGUUUAUUAGUUUUGGAUCGCGGCCUUGUUGGAGCAACUAGUUUUGUAUUUUACUGUAAAGGGGAAAAUGGACUGGUUACUUGUUCA